AAUACACUCUUGAAUUGAAUAGAAUAGAUCUGCAUCUAUGUCUAUCUGAGUGAAAUUUCUCACAAAAUUUAUGGUUAAUUUUCAGAGAGGAAGCUAGAACAACAAUUAAGAAAUGGCGAGAUCGAGCGUGGACGAUAAGGAGCUACGGCGAGCCUGCGAAGCCGCGAUGGAGGACACGAAACAAAAGAUUGUAUUGUCGGUCCGCGUUGCGAAAAGUAAAGGUGCAUGGGGUAAAGGAAAAUUUGGCAAAGGGGCUCAAAUGGCUAAACCUAGGGUUCUUGCAGUCUCCACAAAAGAUAAAGGUGCAAAAACUAAAGCGUUUCUCCGUGUCUUUAAGUAUACGAAUGGUAAUGUUCUUGAGCAAGCAAAAAUAUACAAGCUGAAGCGUCUCGGGAAGGUGGAGGUGGUAACUAAUGACCCCAGUGGAUGCACAUUCAUGUUGGGUUUUGAUAAUCUUAGAAACCAGAGAGUUGUUCCUGUUCAGUGGACCAUGCGCAAUCUUGAUGACCGGAAUCAUCUAUUGGUCUGUAUUCUUCAUAUCUGCAAAGAUGCAAUGGGUCAUCUACCGAAAGUUGUUGGUAUCGAUAUUGUGGAGUUAGCUCUUUGGGCUAAGGAACAUACAUCGACAGUUUCUAAGCAACAGAAUUUUGUAGAUGGACCUUCAGGAGAUGUGUUUUCAGAAGGUGACGCCGCACUUGAAGUUGAAAAUGAACUUGUUUCACAAGCAGAAGAAGAGGACUUGGAAGCUCUUCUAGGCACAUAUGUGAUGGGCAUCGGGGAAGCAGAAGUCUUUUCUGAAAGGCUAAAACGGGAACUUCAUGCUUUGGAAGCGGCAAAUGUGCAUGCAAUUUUGGAAAGUGAGCAUAUGGUACAUGAGGUGUUGAAGGGGAUUGAGUCAGCCGCAAUUUGUGUCGAAGAUAUGGAUGAAUGGUUGGCACUUUUUAAUGUAAAGCUCAGGCAUAUGCGCGAGGAUAUUGAGGCGAUAGAAACACGCAACAACAAGCUGGAACUGCAGUCUAUAAAUUAUAAAGGUUUAGGUGUGGAACUAGAUAAGCUUCUUGAAAAACUGCAUAUCCCUUCGGAGGUUUCAGAUUGUCUAGCUGGAGGCUCCUUUGAGGAGUCAUCCCUGCGUAAAUAUAUUGAAGCAUGUGAAUGGCUCAGAAGUGCGUUGCAAGGUUUUGAUGCAUUGGAUCCCAGCUAUGCAAAAGUUAGAGCUGUUAAGGAAAAGAGGGCAGAACUUGAAAUUAUAAAGUUGACUUUCGUACGAAAAGCCUGUGAGUUUUUGAGAGACUUUUUCGUUAACGUGGUGGAUUCUCUAAUGAGUGAUAAAAGAAAUUUCUCUCAGCGUGGGCAACUAAAGGCGCCUAAUCAUGUUGAUCUUCACAACAAAUGCAGGACUUACGCUCGUCUGUUGCAUCACCUAAAGAUUCUUGAUAAAAGUUGCUUGCCUCCUUUGAGGAAAACUUAUUGUAACUCCCUUAAUCAGCUUCUAAGGCGUGAGGCUCGUGAAUUUGCUAACGAGCUUCGGGCUGGUACUAAAGCACCAAAAGUUCAAAGUGUAUGGUUUGAAGGUCCCACCCCCAACCAAAAUGUAAACACUUCCAUGGUCUCCGAAGCUUAUUCCAAAUUGCUAGCGGUUUUUAUCCCGCUCCUUGUUGAUGAGAGUUCAUUUUUAUCAUCUUUUAUGCGCUUCGAAGCUUCUACACCUGAUCCACCAAGUAUUCAUGAUGAUGAUGAUGAUGAUGAUGAUGAUGACGACGACUAUGACGAUGACGAUGAUGAUGACGAAGUGGAUGAAAAUGGCACCAUCAGGGGUGCAGUGGACUUGGGGGCAUUAAACGAGUCACUCUGCGAUUUACUAGAUGGGAUACAAGAUGACUUCCAUGAAACAGUGGAGUGGGCCCACAAGAUUGAUCCUUUGCUAUGCAUAUCGAUGCAUGCUAUAACCGAGCGAUAUAUUUCUGAUCAGAAAGCAGAAACAUCCGCAUAUGUGCGCCUCUUACUUGAUGCCGUGCAAGAUAGAAUCCGUCAAUUGUUUGUCCAUUUCGUAGACGAAGCUCGUCACCAAAUAGAAAAGAAUGACAAAGGUGUUAAACAAACGGGGAUCAUGUCAUUUAUACAUAGAUUUGCAUUGCUUGCCGCCCGCAUGGAGCAGUAUAUCCAGGGGCAAUCUAGGGAUUUGGUUGAUCAGGCAUAUAUUAAAAUUAUCGGAAUUAUGUUUGUGACUCUGGACAAUAUCGCCCAGGCCGACCUAAAACACUCAGAUAUUUUUCUUUUAGAAAACUAUGCUGCAUUUCAGAACGGUCUGUAUGACUUGGCCAAUUACGUGCCGACUUUAGCUAAGUUUUAUCAUCAAGCAAGUGAUGCGUAUGAACAGUCUUGUACACGCCAUAUGAGUGUUAUCAUAUACUAUCAAUUUGAGCGUCUUUUCCAGUUUGCUCGUAAACUUGAAGAUUCGAUGUUAACUAAUUCACCAGAAGAGGUUCAAUUCCAAGUUGGAAUGUCGAAAUCAGAUCUUAGAAAGGUGGUUAAAUCCAGUUUAACGGGGAUUGACAAACACAUCACUUCAAUGCAUAAGAAACUGAUGAAGAACUUGAACUCUGAAGAACUGUUUCCAAUACUAUGGGACAAAUGCAAGAAAGAAUUUUUGGACAAGUAUGAAAGCUUUGCUCAGCUUGCUGCAAAGGUCUACCCAAAUGAAAACAUUCCAUCCGUUAUAGAAAUUCGCGACAUUUUAGCAUCAAUCUAGAGUUAUUCACAUAAUCCACAUACGGAAAGUCAAAGAUUGAACGGGUUCAAGAUCUCAUAGAUGAUGUUUGAUAUUCCAAUCUGCACUGCUAUGAUUCUUAUAUAUAGAUGGGGUCCAAACUUGUAUAUCAUUUUAAAUUUUUUCUCUUCAUUUUCAUAAUGUCUUAACUUUAGUAUU
Messenger RNA from Helianthus annuus (common sunflower), 2926 nucleotides. RefSeq names its product exocyst complex component SEC3A. The record is from RefSeq and is a predicted model, not a curated record. Gene Ontology annotation, cellular component: exocyst; plasma membrane. The coding region runs from base 113 to 2749 and encodes 878 amino acids. Gene Ontology annotation, molecular function: phosphatidylinositol-4,5-bisphosphate binding. Gene Ontology annotation, biological process: exocytosis; Golgi to plasma membrane transport. Lineage: Eukaryota; Viridiplantae; Streptophyta; Magnoliopsida; Asterales; Asteraceae. The transcript has 25 exons.